CAGAUCAUUUUUGAACCAUGGAUAUAUUCGACACAGAAAAAUUUAUUAUGUUGGUGCAAAAUUGGACGUGUUUGUGGGAUGUUUCUGAUAAGGAAUAUAAAAAUCGCGAUGAAAAAAUUAAUGCUUGGCAGGAGGUUUUGGAAAUGUAUUCGGAUCAAAAUUUGUCGACUCCGGAAGAAAUAAGAUUAAAAGGGACAGAACUUCAAAAGAAAUGGAAAAACAUUAAAGACCGUUUUAUUAAGGAUCUCAAAGGUGAUUCGAAAAGCGGCUCAGCAGCAUCAAAAAAGAAGAAGUACGUUUUCUUUGAUAUGCUGCAGUUUCUGGUUCCUCAAAUAUUAGACAGCUCAGAAAAUACUGAAGGAAAUGAAGAUGGUUCUGAAGAGGCCAGACCAGCACCGCAUUUCAACCAAAGAGCAGCAAUGCCGAACACAAUCUCCAGAAAAAAAGCAUCGUUUGAAGACAAAUUGUUGAUACUUCUAGAAAACAGGCAGCCUCCACAGCCCCUGGAAGAUGACGACGAUUUAAAUUUCUUUAAAUCGUUGUUACCAAUGGUUAAAACCUUGAACCCGCAACAGAAAAUCAAUUUGAGAGUAGAAAUACUGCAAGUUCUCCAAAGAGUUUUAAAUCCUCAGCCCUCUUAUCAUAAUCAGUUCCAAUCAGCUACAUAUAUUCCGCCAGUUUCUCAGCAAAUUUUUCACCAAACCAUUCCUUCCACAUCAUUCUGCGUUCACCCAUCACCAUCAAACCCCUCUGCUUUGUAUGACAGCCGCCCGUGUACCUCUCGUUCAUUACAACCUAUACUUUCACCCACAGAUUCCUAAUCGUCCGACUACAGUGAAAUUUUACCUUGUAGAUUUUGUUUAACUUUGUUCCAUAACUAAGAAUAAAAUAUAAUUAUCUUA
Messenger RNA from Anthonomus grandis grandis, 902 nucleotides. RefSeq lists its product as uncharacterized. Gene Ontology annotation, molecular function: DNA binding. NCBI's taxonomy places the organism in Eukaryota, Metazoa, Arthropoda, Insecta, Coleoptera, Curculionidae. Gene Ontology annotation, biological process: regulation of transcription by RNA polymerase II. The transcript is spliced from 2 exons. The coding region runs from base 18 to 821 and encodes 267 amino acids. The record is from RefSeq and is a predicted model, not a curated record. Gene Ontology annotation, cellular component: transcription regulator complex; nucleus.